CCGAUGAGUGACUUUAGCAACAAGGAUAUAUCGCGGAACAGUUUGGGAAAUACUUUUUUAUAAUUUUCUAUGCGGGUGCUGAAGUUGAUCAAAACUUUAACCCGUCUCUGUGUGUGCUGAACAACAGAGAGGCUACAUGCGCAUGUGAAGCCCCCCAAAACUGUCUUGGACUGGCGAAAACUGGAAACUUUAUAUCAACAUUGAAAGUUUUUAGAUCUUAACAUGAUUGGCUUAUUAUGGACAUCCUUGACGAGAGGUAUCUUUGCGGCGCUUCGCUGAACAUAGAAGUCACCAUCUGUGACAUGAUAUGAAACCGCUGAAGAGUAAACUUGUUUUGACGCAGCGUGAUGAAAUUACAGAAGCCCUAAUGAAGUCUAAUAUUGUUAAGAUUCAUUCUUCCUGGAAAUGGCAAGCCGUGCCAUAUUGAUGGCGCGGACUGCGGUUUUGAUAUGCACUCUAUUGAUCAUCAGUAUAUGUGUCGGAUCUCCUAACCACAGCCGUCGGCUUGUCUGCUGGAAAGCCAUCCUGAAGUGCCACGGAGAGCCGGAGUGCCAUUACGCUUAUGACCAGUACAUUUAUGCCUGCUCAUCUGUCAUCAAUGGGGAACGUAAGAAGUGUCCCAGUCACUGCAUAUCCUCUCUCAUUCAGCUCAAUCUAACCCAAAGCGGCCCGGCUCUGGAGGACUGCGACUGCGCCCUGGAUCCGGUCUGUAGGAGCACCAAACAAGCCAUCGAGCCAUGCCUGCCGCGGACCAGCACCAUGGGCUGCACCGAGGCCCGGCGGCAGUGUGAGAUGGACAUGUCGUGUAGCUCUGCUAUGAGGGAUUAUUUAUUUCAAUGCCGAAAACUUUUCGGAGGGGAAAGGUGCUCGGAUGGGUGCCGCAGAGUAAUAGCCAACAUGCGCUCCAUACCGAAAGCGCAACAGCUAGACACUUGUGUGUGCGAUGGCACGGAGAGGAACAUAUGCGAGUACAUAAAAGUCAGCAUGAAAACGUUCUGCUCUGAUUCUAGUGAUAGGUUCGCGGGAAGCGGCCUCUCAGACUCGGAGGAAGAUUCUGAUGAUGAUUAUUUCGACCAGGACGAAUAUCAAUACGUGGAAAACUCGAGUGACUCCCCACCUUGUCAGGCUGUGCUAAAUGUCUUCACCACCAUUUUGGUUUUAUCCAAAUUAAUCUGAACAGCUGCUUCAAGAAUGACUAGAAAGUCAGUAGUCUUGCUCACUGUGAAUCAACAACAAACAUCAGGGGCUUUUAAAUUCAACCCUAAAGUUUCUGCUACAGAUCUUUGCAAAUGCAUACAAUUAAGAUAAUUUUCUUUUUGUGUAUCACUCAUGUCAAAAGCAUGCAGAUGAGGGUUUAUGGAUCAGAUUAAUAGCAUUUGUAGCCUAGUUAUAUUUCAGUUACACAUUCAAAAAUGUCCUGAUAAUUCUGAAGGAGCCUAUUUUUGUAAAUCAGCUAUAUAAAGAGUAUAUUGUAUAAACUUGUUUUUGUCAAAAUAUUUGUUUAUGAGUGACAAGAGAUUUGCACUGUAUGAAUAGGUGAGUCACACACUUUUACUGCGUUAUAACCAUGGAGAAAGGAAAAAAUGUUUUGUCUGAAAGUGCCUAAAAGUCUUUAUACUGGUUUUAAUGGCCAUGAUGUGAUCAUAUCAGAGGCAUGCUGUGAACACACAGCAGUUUUCUUUUACCAGCUGUUCAGAGACUUUUUCUCCACAACCCCUUCAUUACAAACCAAAGUUGAUGAAAGCCACUGAAAUGUGUCUUAAUCCUAGAGCAGAUAAUGCAAAACAAGUGAUACACUUGACCUUGUAGGUGUCAAACUGGUGUUUGUUAUAAAGUGUUAAUUCUUGAAAACUGUUCAAACAGAUGAGAGAAAGGUAAACUCCUCCUCUUAGGGGAUUUGCAGCAUAAACAGAGCCAAGUAGCGUUUGCUCAGUUUGUUUAUCCUCACCCCAUGUGUUUUUUAGAAUUCUUCACAAAGACACACUGAAAAAAAAAAGAUGUCUGUGUUUGGGUGACUGGAGAUAUUAAGUGUCCAUUAUGAACAUAAUCCUCUGAGUGUAC
Molecule: messenger RNA, 2061 nt
Organism: Micropterus dolomieu (smallmouth bass)
Lineage: Eukaryota; Metazoa; Chordata; Actinopteri; Centrarchiformes; Centrarchidae
Gene: gas1b
Product: growth arrest-specific 1b
Exons: 1
Coding region: 406-1176 (256 amino acids)
Biological process (GO): regulation of cell cycle
Source: RefSeq, a predicted model, not a curated record